Molecule: messenger RNA, 1349 nt
Organism: Oldenlandia corymbosa var. corymbosa
Lineage: Eukaryota; Viridiplantae; Streptophyta; Magnoliopsida; Gentianales; Rubiaceae
Source: the annotation of a GenBank genome assembly
AAAAGAAAAAAAAAACAUAAGAAAAGCCUUCUUCUGAAGGAAUACAAAUAUUCAGUUUGAAUCAAAUCACCCUAUAAUUACGUUCAAAAUGCAUAAUAUUUUGUGCUUCUUAGCCUUAACAAGUGUUACUAUUUUGGGUGUUUGGACCUCUCAAGCUUCAUGUCGAGCCAUAUUUGAUGGUCAUAACGAAUAUGCCAUGUUAAAAAGGCAUGAAGCUUGGAUGGCUCAUCAGGGCAAAGUUUAUGUUGAUGAGAAGGAGAAGGCCAAACGUUUCAUGGUUUUUAAGGAAAACGUGCAAAGAAUUGAGGCUUUCAAUGCUGCUAGUAGUUCCGACAAAGGCUAUAAGCUAGGUGUUAAUCCAUUUGCGGACUUGACAAACGAUGAAUUCCGUGCCAUACGCAAUGGCUAUAAAAGGCAACAACCCAAAAUAUUGUCUACAACUUCAGGCGAAAUUACUCCUUUUAGGCAUGCAAAUGUUAGUGCAAUUCCAGCAUCCAUUGAUUGGAGAAAGAAAGGCGCAGUUACGCCCAUCAAGAACCAAGGAGAUUGUGGAUGCUGCUGGGCAUUUUCGGCAGUUGCAGCUAUGGAAGGCAUAAACCAACUCAAAACCGGAAAACUAAUUUCACUAUCGGAGCAAGAACUCGUUGACUGCGACGUCCAAGGAGAAGACCAAGGUUGCAGCGGUGGGCUCAUGGACAACGCUUUCGAUUUCAUCCUUAAAAACAAAGGCCUCAACACCGAGUCAAACUACCCUUACACCGGACAAGACGGCGCGUGCAACUCCAAGAAAUCCGGCCUGGUGGCGGCCAAGAUCACCGGGUACCACGACGUCCCGGCCAACAACGAGAAGGCCUUGUUACAAGCCGUGGCACGUCAACCGGUGUCGGUCGCCAUAGAUGCCGGCGGCUACGACUUCCAAUUCUACUCGAGCGGGGUUUUUAGUGGCGAGUGUGGAACCAGUCUUGAUCACGGCGUCACGGCGGUUGGAUUCGGGACGGAGGCGGAUGGGACGAAGUAUUGGAUAGUGAAAAAUUCGUGGGGAAGCAAUUGGGGUGAAAAUGGGUAUAUAAGGAUUAAAAGAGACGUUGUUGCUAAGGAGGGCCUUUGCGGUAUCGCCAUGGAAGCUUCUUAUCCUGUUGUUGCCUGAAAAUUAUGAAUAUGAUACCAAAAUUAUUACAUACUGAUACGAUCUAAUAUGUAAUUAUUCGGAAUGAUUUCGGAUAGGUGUAUACAUGUAUAUGUAGGUACCGUCAAAGUAUAUACAUAUGGUGGCUGGUUCAAAAUUCCCAAUGUUUAAUUGAAAUUAUUAAGAAAUGAUUACAUUAAUCAAUAUUCCCAAUGUUUUAUUA